UGAGGACCGGCUUCCGGUAGAGUCCUUCGGAAGCAUGGCUGCCAUCGGGGUGCACUUUGGAUACACAUGUGCCUGUGUUGCCGUAUUCAAGGAUGGGCGAGCAGAUGUUGUGGCAAAUGAUGCAGGGGACAGAGUCACUCCAGCUGUGGUCGCAUACAGAGACACUGAACAGAUAGUGGGAAUCGCCGCUAAGCAGGGCAGAAUACGAAAUGCCACCAAUACAGUUGUCAAAGUGAAGCAGAUCCUGGGCAGAUGCUAUGAUGACCCAGAUGCUCAGGCACACAGAGAAGAAAGCAAAUGCAUUGUUGUCAACAAGAGUGACCUGCUCCGAUAUGAAAUCGACACGGGAGAGACAACCAAGUAUGUGUCGCCUGAAGAUGUAGCUAAAUUGAUCUUCCAUAAAAUGAAAGAGACGGCCCAGUCAGCCUUGGGUUCGGACGUGAAAGAUGCUGUCAUAACAGUGCCUUUUGAGUUCGGAGAGAUGCAGAAGAAUGCGCUCCGGCAAGCUGCAGAAUGUGCCGGGUUCAAUGUGCUGAGGCUGAUCCACGAACCCUCCGCUGCGCUUCUAGCUUAUGGAAUCGGUCAGGACUCACCGUUGGGAAAAAGUCAUGUGCUAGUGUACAAACUCGGAGGCACAUCGCUCAGCGUCACCGUCCUGGAGGUGAACAGCGCAAUGUACCGGGUCCUCGCCACACAGACGGAUCACAGGACGGGGGGAGAGAGCUUCACACAUGAGCUCGCACAGCACUUCGCUGCAGAGUUCAAAAAGACUUUUAAACAGGAUGUGACUGGUAACCCCAGGGCGAUGUUAAAGCUCAUGAAUAGUGCUGAUGUGGCCAAGCACACUCUCUCCACCCUGGGCAGUGCAAACUGCUUUGUGGACUCGCUCUACGAUGGCAUGGAUUUUGAGUGCAAUGUCUCAAGAGCCCGUUUCGAGCUAAUAUGCUCCAGCCUCUUUAAUAAGAGCAUUCAGCCAAUUAAAGGUCUUCUUGAGCAAGUAAACCUGUCCACCUCUGAUAUCAACAAGGUGGUUUUAUGUGGAGGAUCAGCUCGUAUCCCGAAGUUGCAACAGAUGAUCAGGGAUUUGUUCCCAGACGUGGAGCUGUUGAACUCCAUCCCACCGGAUGAGGUGAUUCCGGUCGGCGCUGCCAUGCAGGCGGGCAUCCUGGUCGGAAAAGACAGCCUGUCACUUGGAGAAGAUUCCAUCACUGUGGACUGCUGUGCCAGCGACAUCACUGCUAAGGAAGUGGAUGACUCCGGAGCGGAGGUUUUCACAGUUUUGUUUCCUUCUGGCACACCUCUCCCUGCCCGCCGCCAGCACACGCUGCAGGGUGCUGGCAGUCUGUCGUCAGUGAGUCUGGAGCUGUACCAGGCACAGCGACCAAUCGCACAGAUUGUACUUAGAGACUUGGAACCUAAAGAGGAGCUGCAUGACAUUGUCACAGUGCUGACAAUGAAGAGGGACGGUUCACUGCACGUUACAUGCACAGAGCAGAGCAGCGGCAGAUCCGAAGCUAUUACCAUAGAAACGGCUGCUGCGGCAUCUUAACCUUGAGUCACACUAUCAGCGUAAUUCCAUACAGUAACCUAAACACCUGCAUCUCAUGCUGUUUGAGGUUUUCCAGUGCUCUAGAUUCCUCUAGACCUUAGCUGAAGGAAACAAGUUAAAGUUCUUAUUCAGUUUAAGGAAUAGCUCAACCAGAAAAGAAAGUUAUUCACUUGCCCUCAUGUUGUUCCAAACCCGUUAUUUUUAUUUGGUGAAAUUAUUAUUACAGCUUUUGCCAUUCAUGGUGACAAAAGGAACCAAGUGGUUCUUUUGUCUUGUCUGGUGCUUGGAAAAAAAUGAAUAUGGGUUUGGAAUAUCAUGAGGGUGAGUAAAAAAUACAAUUGUCCUUUUUGUGUGAAAUUUUUUUUUUUUUACCAGAAGUCUUUUUCUAUUUUUCAAGCCUGUGACCAGCAGGUUUACUGUAGUUGUUCUUACCAUGUGCCUUCAUGUACCUGCAUCACAUCAAUGGGAUUCAUAUAUGUGACAGGCAAAAUAAUUGAAGGAAUUAACAAAGCCUGUGGAGUUCACUGAUAUCAUUUAAAGCAUGAACAACCUUCUCAGACUGAGGAAAGACUUUCAUUUGUUGUAGAGACUGAAGAGAAGCAGGUGCAGGUGCCUGAAGAGAUACUAAUCUGGUGCAGUCACAUCGAACAGGUGCAGAAUGAUCACAUUUUUUAAAAGCUUUGUCAUCUGUAACUAGUACUCAAUAAAGAUCACAGAACACAAUAAACCCUUUUUGAGUUUAUUUUCAGUAGAGAUACUUGCUACAUUCACGUCAGAUUUUUGCAAUUACAUGAUUCCAAAUUUUAAAAUCCACUCAUUUUUUUUUAUAUAUAUAUAUGAACAUGUAGAGGUGAAUAUAGAUUGGAAAAUAUUUUGCUCUUACCAACAACAAAGCUGCGAAUGGAUCUGUUUUGAUGUUGGGUUGCCAUAGUGACAAGUUUUGAGUCUGAGAAUAUCAACAUUCGACACAAUAUGAAUGUAGAAUUGUAUUAGAAUUUAGUACUUUAGAAUUUGUUGUGCUUUUGUCAUUUAUAAUA
Messenger RNA from Sinocyclocheilus grahami, 2586 nucleotides. RefSeq names its product heat shock 70 kDa protein 14-like. The transcript has 14 exons. NCBI's taxonomy places the organism in Eukaryota, Metazoa, Chordata, Actinopteri, Cypriniformes, Cyprinidae. Bases 35 to 1549 code for a protein of 504 amino acids. Gene Ontology annotation, molecular function: ATP binding; ATP-dependent protein folding chaperone. The record is from RefSeq and is a predicted model, not a curated record.